Molecule: messenger RNA, 3258 nt
Organism: Microplitis mediator
Lineage: Eukaryota; Metazoa; Arthropoda; Insecta; Hymenoptera; Braconidae
Gene: cn
Product: kynurenine 3-monooxygenase
Exons: 10
Coding region: 43-1479 (478 amino acids)
Biological process (GO): L-tryptophan catabolic process; quinolinate biosynthetic process; NAD+ metabolic process
Cellular component (GO): mitochondrial outer membrane
Molecular function (GO): NAD(P)H oxidase H2O2-forming activity; kynurenine 3-monooxygenase activity; FAD binding
Source: RefSeq, a predicted model, not a curated record
GUGGUGGAUUUGGGUGAUGGUAGUAGUAUUGAAUAUGUAGUAAUGCUUACUAUCGAGACUAAUCCGCUUACUUUAUUCAGUACGAUACCGGACACCAUGAAGAAAACAACUCGCAGUAUGGACAUCGUUAUUGUUGGUGGUGGUUUGGUCGGAGGAUUAGCUGCUUGUGCUCUUGCUAAACGUGGUCAUCGUAUUCGUGUUUACGAGUAUCGAUCAGAUAUCAGAAUUGAAGAAGCUCGAGGCCAAAGCAUUGAUCUUUCUCUGUCAUAUCGUGGUCGACAAGGACUUAAACUGAUUGAUCUUGAAGACAAAAUUGUUAAUCAUCACGGUAUUUGUAUGCGGGGUAGAAUGCUCCAUGGUACAGAUGGAAGUCUUAAGGAGAUGAUUUAUGACAGCGUGAAAAAAAAUACGCUCUAUUCUGUUAGUCGGAUGUACAUGAAUCAAGUUCUUCUUGACGCUGCUGAUAAAUAUCCAACAGUAACUUUGUUCUUCAAUCAUAAGCUUCUAGAAGCUGAUCUAGAUCUUGGAAAAUUGAAGUUUUCGAAUACAAAAAAACAUGAAAUAAUUGAAGUAGAAGCAGAUUUAAUAAUUGGAGCAGACGGUGCUCAUUCUACAGUACGUAAAAUGAUGUUGAAACGACCUGGUUUUGAUUUUUCACAAACUUAUAUUGAACAUGGUUAUGUUGAGAUUAAUAUUCCGCCGCGAAUGAUUGAUGAAAAUCGUCCUGAACGUGGACAAGAGUUUUGUAUGAGUUCAAAUCAUUUACAUAUUUGGCCACGAGGGACAUUUAUGAUGAUAGCUAUGCCAAAUGAUGAUUAUACAUUUACUGGAAAUAUUUUUGCUCCACUUGAAAUUCUUAAUGGUCUUGAUACACCAAAAAAAGUUAUCGAUUUUUUUAAUAAACAAUUUCCUGAUAUAGUUCCACUUAUUGGCGGUAAUCAAAAACUUAUUGAUAAUUUUUUUAUGGUCAAACCAAAAUCUCUUAUUUCAAUAAAAUGUAAUCCUUAUCAUAUGGGAAAAAGUAUAAUUUUGGGUGAUGCUGCACAUGCAAUGGUACCUUUUUAUGCCCAAGGAAUGAAUGCAGCUUUCGAAGAUAUUCUUAUACUCAAUGAACUAAUGGAUCUUUAUAAUGAAGAUAUGUCACAAGUAUUACCAGCUUUUUCUAAAAAACGAUCUGCUGAUGCUCAUGUCAUUUGUGAUCUUGCAAUGUAUAAUUAUAUUGAAAUGCGAGAGCUUGUAUUAAAAAAAACGUUUCUUUUACGACGUACACUUGAUACAUUUCUUCACAAAAUGUUGCCAAAUAAUUGGUUACCUCUCUACCAUACUGUUCAUUUUACUCGAAUGGGAUUUCGUGAUUGUGUUGAAAAUCGUGCUUGGCAAGAUAAAGUUCUUCAAAGAUGUAUGUGGUUUUUGUUUGCGGCUAUAACAAUUGGUAUUCUCUUUACUUCAUUAAAUACAGCCUACUGGCAUAGAGCAUAAUUUCUUUUAUUAAGUUUUUAUCACUCCCAGGUGAAUCCGAAUUACGGUAAAUUGCCGCAAUUAACCGUAAAAUACGUAAUUUUAGCGGUGAAUUUGCUGUAUUUACGGUAAUUUCAUGAGAUGUGCGGUAAAUUAAGGUAUUUGAUGGCAAAUUACGGUAAAAUACGACAAUUUACUGUAGUGUGCGGCAUUUUUACCACAAGCACCGUAUGCUUUAUUAUUUUCACAGUUAUAUAAAGCAAUACUUCACUCUACGGUAAAAUAACACACCAUUGCCGCAUCUUUUCGUUGAAUUUCCAUUCUCUUACUGCAAAUUUUCGGUAAUUUAUCGCGCUCUUGUCGCAAGUUCACGGUAAAAAUACCGCGAUUUUGCCGUAACAGGGCGGUAAUUUACUUAAAAUACUGUACUCUCUAAAUCUGAAACAGUGUAUAUACACUACUUUUCAGUGGUUUUCACUGUUUCAGAUUUAGAGAGUAUUUUAUCGUAAAAUGCCGUAAUUUACUUAAAAUGGUUCUGUAACAAUUAAAACGAAGACAGUUCAACUACGAUAGUUCAACCGACGACACUUCAACCGAACGACAUUUCAACUGAAAAUAACCUGGACCCUCUUAUUUAGGUGCCCUCUUAUCAGGGAUUUUUUGUCGGUUGAACUGUCUUCGGUUUAAUAGUCGCGGCACCACUUAAAAUACCCUAAUUUACUGUUAUUAUUUCUAAUGCCGUAAAUUGCGGUAAAUGACAGUAAUUACCGCAAUUUUCCGUAAUUCAGAUCCACUAGGGCUGUCCGCUCUAUAAUCAUACUCAUCGUCCUUCAUUAAUAGUUCCACUAAAAAACAUUCCGUACACUGAAAAAUAUAAUCGGUAGUGGCAACCGAUUAAUUUUCGGUAACAGCUACCUAUUUUUCCGGUUGCAGUUAUCGAUUUUUUUUCGGUAGCUGUUACCGAAAUAAUCGGUAGCGUCCACCGAAAAAUAAUCGAUAGCGGCAACUGAUCGCCAAUCAGUAGCUGCUACCGAUUAUUUUUUUCUGUGUACUACUAAUUAAAAAUAAAAAAUCGUACAAUAUUACUGUAGUCUAGAAAUAAUAAUUAUUUUUUCCUUAAUUAAUUAAUUAAAUUUAGUUGUCAUUAAAUUAUAAAUUAUAAAGUAUAAAAUUAAAUUAUAUAUUAAAUUUGAAUUAGUAUUUUAAUAUGAACUAUACCCGAGUCAAAAAACAAAUUCGGAUUUGAGUCUCAAAGUUCUCAAUGAGGUUUUUGAGGAUCAAUUUAGAAUUUUAAGAUUGACAACAGUACAGAAAGUUAUCCUAGUUUAGUCCUCAGAGUAGUAGUUAUAUAUAACCAAUUUUAACACUUUGAGGACUAAACUGGAAUAGCAUAAUCUAGAUUAGAGUCUCAAAAUACUCAAAACAUACAAGAAUAAUUUUAUUCGCAUUUGAACCUCAAAAGUCUCAUUCGACGUAUUCUCUGCCCUCCCUUUUCUAUCUAAAAUUUUCCAAAGUCCGAACUAUAACUUUUCAUUCGUUAAGGAUUUUGAGAUCUUAGUUACAAUUUAAAAUCGAUAAAUUAUUCGCAUUUGGAUCUCAUAGUUCUCAUUAAGGAAUUCGAGUACUAAAGUGGAGUUACUUUCUGGGCGGCAAAUAAAACAUCAAAGGAAUUGAGGCUUUUGAGGACUAAACUAGAAUUUGCUUUUUGACUCGGGCAGGUUCAUCUAGGUCACUUAAUGUCAACUAAGCACUUUUGUACUCAUUUUUUUAUGCAUAUAAAAUAAAAAUGCCUUGAUAAUU